AUGCCUAUUGAAGCAGCUCACCUCUACUAUUCUCCGAUAUGGCCUUUUGGGAAGGUGUUAUGUCGACUAUGGAACACUUUCUUUGCUACAUUCGCUUCACUUUCCGUGUGUACCUUAUGUGCCAUCAGCGCUGAAAGACUGUGGGCACUUCUAAGACCAUUUCGCUACGACAGCUCAGAGAUUUCGGUCAAAACUCUUAUCAUUCUCGUUUCUUUGUGGAUCUACGCAUUCCUGAGUGGAGUUUAUAGCUUCUUUAUCUGGGACGUAGACGAAGAAGGCUUCUGCUUUAGCGAUCUUUCGGCGCCAUUUGACAAAGCAGCUCCAAUAUUGAUCAUCAAUGUUUUACUCCCAUAUGCUACCUGCCUUGUCGCGUAUGGCAAAAUAUUCAAGAUCUCUCACAAGCAAGAAAAAAAUAUAUGUCUUACCACGGUGAAUUGCAGUAAUAAGAUAAACAGCAAAAGAAAGCGUAUCGUUUCUCACUUGUUGGUGAGGAAAAGCACCGUCACGUUGGGGUUACUAUUAGGAUCGUUCACCCUCUGUUGCAUGCCCUUUCUCGUGUUUCAUAUCAUCGAUGCAGCAGUCGAACACCUUCCGAAUCGACUUUAUGUAUCGAGUAUCACCAAAUGGUUGUUCUUCGUCUGUAGUUCGAGUAACUGGGCGUUGUAUGGUCUACUGAACAAGGAUUAUAGGAAGACCAUGAUGGAGAUAGUUGGGAAUAUGAUGUUCUUUAGGAAGAAUAGAGUUGCGUUUGUUCAAAAUCAGGAACUGACCAUAAGAGUAACAAUAUCUAAUAAAUGA
Actinia tenebrosa (Australian red waratah sea anemone) is the source of this 798-nucleotide messenger RNA. RefSeq names its product beta-2 adrenergic receptor-like. Lineage: Eukaryota; Metazoa; Cnidaria; Anthozoa; Actiniaria; Actiniidae. Gene Ontology annotation, biological process: G protein-coupled receptor signaling pathway. The record is from RefSeq and is a predicted model, not a curated record. Gene Ontology annotation, molecular function: G protein-coupled receptor activity. Gene Ontology annotation, cellular component: membrane.